GGAGAGCCAAUUAAUUCCCAUGCCUUGAUCCCCAAACAACCCCUUAAUAAUAUAUAUAGUCUAAUCAUAGUGGGAGUCGAGUAGCAGCAAGCAGAGUUCAUCACAAGAUCAAAUUAGAAAAUUAAAACCAAAAUAAAAAGAAAAAGAAAAAGAAAAGAAAAGAGGAGAGACUCAGAGAGAGAGAGAGGGGAGAGAGCAUGAAAAAGAGGAAUUGAAGAAGAGGAAAAUGGGAGAUCCGGAUUGCAAGCAGUGCCGGGUGGUAGGGGAGUAUAUACUGGGUCCGAGAAUCGGGUCGGGUUCGUAUGCAGUGGUGUGGGAGUCUCGGCAUCGGCAAUCGGGCAGGGUAGUGGCCAUUAAGGAAAUCGAUAAAGAGCACCUUAAUCCUAAAGUCAAGGAUAAUCUGUUCAAGGAGAUUGAGAUUCUCAGAACCAUUAAUCAUCCUAACAUUAUUCGCCUUCUCCAAGCUAUUGAGACUUCGGAUAGAAUUUUCCUUGUUUUGGAGUAUUGCGAUGGCGGAGACCUCGCCGCCUACAUUCAUCGCCGCGGAAGGGUCCCCGAAGCUGUUGCCAGGCACUUUAUGAGGCAAUUGGCUGCAGGACUCCAGGUGCUUCAUGAAAAGCGGCUUAUUCAUCGAGAUUUAAAACCACAGAACCUUCUUUUGUCAACUAAUGAGGCAACAACAGCUCCGCUGUUGAAGAUAGGGGAUUUUGGUUUUGCAAGGGACCUUACCCAAGGCUUGGCUGACACGCAAUGUGGUUCACCAUUAUACAUGGCUCCAGAGAUCAUUCAGAACCAAAAAUAUGAUGCGAAGGCUGACUUAUGGAGUGUUGGAGCAAUUUUAUUCCAACUGGUGACUGGGAGGCCGCCAUUUGAUGGCAGUACCCAAUUUCAGCUUUUUCAUAAUAUUUUAUCCGCCAGUGAGCUACGGUUUCCGCAAGGUGCCUUACAAGAACUUCAUCCAGACUGUGUGGAUCUUUGCAGACGCCUUUUACGUCAAAACCCAGUUGAGCGACUAACAUUCAAUGAGUUCUUCGAUCAUAAGUUCCUGGUGGAGCCCAGGUUGACAGUGGAUGUUGAGCAGCCUUCCUUACUUCCACAAACCAAACCUCUGGUUGUGCAGUUUGAAUGCUUAAAAGGCAAAAACUUGCCUACAGACUCUACUCAGAGCCCUCAAUUACCUUCUGCACAUCAGCUCAACUCAUCUACCAGAAACCCAAGUUUAACUUCAUCAAUACAUGAUGUUAACAGCAAAAUACUACAUAGACAAGAACUUGGUAGCACAUCCGGCAAUAAAGGUGGUUAUGGAUUUAUGCCAAGCAUUGCACAUUACGAUCCAAUUGCUGAUUCAAUGGAGUCCAUUGAGAAGGGAUAUGUUCUUGUCAAUGCACAUUUUACUUCAAUGGAGACACUCUCUUCUUCGCUUGAAACAUCCCUGCAAGAUAAUCCUGCUGCUAGAGCUACUAUCUACUCUCCAAAUAAGAAUGAUGAGGAUGUAGCUGUUGCAAUGAAGACAACAGAACUGACAGCUACUUCUGUUGGUGCUGUGGAAAGCCCUGGGAACUAUGAACCAGAUCCAUCUGCACCAUCUUGUGCAUCAACUAUAUUAAAGGAGGAUCAAGAAUUCUCCGUUUUGCAUUCUUCAAGGAGGCUCCACUUGUUACAUAAGUAUGCUCAUGCUAUUUCAGAACUAGCUCAAGCAAAGUUAAAAGAUGGUCAAUUUCUGGAGUCAUUCUCAGUUGAGCUGGUAGUUUUGGCUAUAUGGAAGAAAGCUGUACAAGUUUGCAGCUCUUGGCUGGCCUCUACUGCAGGGAGUGAUUUACCUGAAACCUCUUCAACUAAUGAAUCUGCCCCUGUUCAGGAAGUUGCUGGCCUGUCACUAAACUCACAAGAAGAAGAAAUAGAUUUUAGCAAGCCUUCUUCUGUUUCCAUAUUGGUGGAGAGUGAGUUUAUUGCUGCAUGUGAUCAUGCAGAAAAGUUAUCUAGUCAUCUUCAAGAUAUGGAUGGUAAUAGCAAGAUGCCAGAUGCAAUGGAAAUUAUAUACCAAGCAGCUCUCGCAUUUGGGAAAAGCGGUGCUGUGGAUGAAUAUAUGGAAAACAAGGGUAGUGCAGCAGCGUUGUACUCCAAAGCAAUGCUUCUGCUUUCAUUUAUUGUAGGAGAAGCUACAUUGCUGCCACUCAACCCUCCUUUUUCAUUAACUCCCGCCAAUAAGCACCGAAUCCAAAGAUACAUUAUCUACCUGGAGUCCCAUCUAACUCGCUUCCAAAUCUCACAGCUGCCUUCCAAGUAAUCCCUGGAUUCACCUCAGCAAGUAAAUACAAAUGUGUACAGCAAUUCUUAGACCCCCAGCUAUAUCAUUCAUGGCUUGGCUUGCUUAUUACUGACACAAUUCCUUGAGAUUGUGACUGGGUUGAAUUUGAACUUGGGGGCGAUGGCAUGGACACAACUUUUUUUGCAGUGAAUGACAUGAUAAAAGCUUAGAUAUAUUGGCAUGUAUAAAAUAUACAGAAAGUAUGCGGUGGACUGCUGGCAAUCUGGAGCAUGAAGAUGAGCUCUAUUGCACAGGAGUUCAUGUAAAUAAAGGUCGUCAAUUGUUUUUUUUUUUUUUUUUUUUUUUUUUACUUUUUCUCUCCACUCAACAGGGAAGAGACACUUUGUAUAGAGUUUUUGGGUUUCUUUUUCUGUUCUUUUAUAUUGUCACUUAAGCUCAAGGAAAGACGGUUAUUUGGUUCUAUAUGGCUAUAUAUACAUAGGUUUAGUUUUUUGAA
Molecule: messenger RNA, 2765 nt
Organism: Vitis riparia (riverbank grape)
Lineage: Eukaryota; Viridiplantae; Streptophyta; Magnoliopsida; Vitales; Vitaceae
Product: serine/threonine-protein kinase ATG1a
Exons: 13
Coding region: 227-2287 (686 amino acids)
Biological process (GO): autophagosome organization; autophagy; protein autophosphorylation
Cellular component (GO): cytoplasm; autophagosome
Molecular function (GO): ATP binding; protein serine/threonine kinase activity
Source: RefSeq, a predicted model, not a curated record